GGGAGGGGCCAGCGACGGCGGAGGGAAGCCUGCGGACAACCCCCUCCUUCUCCCCGCCGCCUUACCCAUCUCCCGCAGGCGGAGCUCGGUCGGAACCGGGUGGUGGCGGCAGCGGCACCACAAGCAGCGAGGAAGAAGAUGGCGGGCGGAGCCUCGCGUUCUCUGCUAGGGAAGACGACGGCAUCCGACGAAGGACAAAAGGGGCGGUGGGGAAAAAGCAUUGGCGGAGGGGGCGGAGUCAGUCACGUGGCUCGUUGGGCGGGAAGAGCGGCGCGGGCCUCAGGCCGCGUCUUCCUUGGGCGGCGGGUAGCGCGCGGCUUGAUGGAGGGAGGCGGCCCUUCAAGCGCGCGAAGAGCCGCUGUCAGUUCAGGGGCUAGUUAAAUGUCCGUCUCUAGGACCCGGCGCCAGCCACGUGGUACCUUCAGGCAGUUACUGGACUACAACUCCCAUCAUGCCUCAUCGCUGGUGAACCACUUCUGAGGAAGCCCGGAGACCUCUUCGCCCCUGCGGGGAUCCUAACGGGCGUCUGCUGGAAGCCCUCAUGUACCAGCCACACGCAUGCGCGCACCCCACUUUCCCCCGCGGCUAUUGUGUACUUGCCACAUGCUACGUGAGGGGAAAGGAUGCGUAUGUGGACCUCUAGCUGCCACCGGCAAACAUGGACAAAAGCCACUUAGGAUGGGAGUUGAAGCCCAAUAUCGAGAGCCACCGCUCCUAGCUUACUUCCACCGAUUGCGGGAUCUCCUCAGCCGAACCUACGUGCCAGAGCUAUUGUGGGGCUUAACUAUGGAGAGGGAGAAUAACGGACACCACCUUGAUCUCCUUUGCAACGGUCAACCUGGUCCCUACUGCCCACUAGUGGGCGUUUCAGAAUUCCAUGUGGGCGGUAAGGGGUUCUACGGCACAUGUUACUGCAGCACUGGUGGGCGAGGACCACUGCUGGAAGUGUGGGAAAGAAACAAAAAAUUAUUGGAACAGAAGACCCCUUGGUGGCUAUCGCCAAUUGAUAUCCUGACAAUAAAAAAAACAAACAUCGAAGGAGAAAGAUGGACCUAUGAAGACUUGCUAGUAAAAACAGAGACUGGUUGGAGGAUUAGGCCUUAUGAAGAAAUAAAGAACAAAUUGACAGGAUGGAUCCAAUUUCACCAAAUUAAUUCUAUAUGGACUGAAGAUAAAAAGAAUGGGAUAAGUGAGAAAAAAUCUAGAUUCCAGAUUGAAAUAUUAGAAAAUAAAACAAAACUCCUAUCGAAAAUGUACAGCCUGUUACUUGAAUGGGACACCAAGGAUGAAGAAGUAAAGGAGGUAAUGGUGAGAUGGGCAAUGGACUUCGGACAUAAUAUAGUGUUUGACAAAUGGAAGGCAUUAUGGAACAAAGGUAUGAGAUUCUCGGCAUGCACAAAACUCAGGGAAAAUAUGUAUAAAAUGAUGUACAGGUGGUACGUAACGCCCGUAAAAUUGGAAAAAAUAUAUAAAACUGGUGAUAAAUUAUGUUGGAAGUACACGGGUGGCACUAUGGUCUAA
Podarcis muralis (Common wall lizard) is the source of this 1521-nucleotide messenger RNA. The record is from RefSeq and is a predicted model, not a curated record. NCBI's taxonomy places the organism in Eukaryota, Metazoa, Chordata, Lepidosauria, Squamata, Lacertidae.